GACUCCGCCCCCGCCAUUCUAAAAUAGGGAUAUGAGCAGUCUGGCUUGGUACACUCGGCUGACACCAUAUGGCUUGAACUGAUCUUAGUCAGCACAAAGGGACCCCAGCCUUGCAAAGUGAUUGAUCGAUAACUCAGAUUAAGGCCAGCCAUCCACCGGCUCGGUUGGGCCUCCUGUUUCAAGCCAUGGUGGGAGUUCCCCACAGCACCGGCUGUGAAAGCUGUCGGAAGCGCAAGAAGAAAUGCGACAACAGGGCACCCGCAUGCACGGCCUGUGUCGCCUCGGGGCGCAUUUGCCCAGGAUAUCAAAAAAAGUAUAAAUUUAUCAAUGAAAACGCAUCUCUCCUGGCUCAUUAUCGCAAGAAGAAGUACCUCCUAGAAGAAAUUGGUGCUGACCCGGAUGAGACUGUGGCUUUAUCGAGAUCCACGAGGAAUCACAUUUACCACACCGUUUACUCUUCCAACUGGAUACGCUGGCCCUUGGUUUCUGACCGGGAUCAUGAUAGCGCCAAUUUAGUUUAUAUUCUGCAGGAUCCCACGAGUCAGAUGGUCUUCCCCUUGAGAUCACAUGGGGGUUUUUAUCAGUAUAUUCCAAGUCGAUUGGGGCGAAAUAUAGCUCUGGACUCUGCCGUUGCUUGUCUUUGUACUGUGUAUGCGAAUCUCGUGGCGGCUAAAGGGACUAUUUCGAAAGAUGCUUGGCGCAAAUAUGCCCGGAGCAUUGGGGCGCUACGCUUGUGCCUGGAUGAUCCCGAUCGUUGCUUCCAAUCGGAGACUAUCUGUGCUUCGAUUGUAUUGCAGAUCUCUUGACAAAUGCCGAUAAUGGUCGGUGGAACCAGUUGACGCAUGGGACUAAGGCUCUCAUUCAGAAUUGUGGCAUACGUCGGUUUCAGGAGCCGUUUGA
Aspergillus pseudotamarii is the source of this 900-nucleotide messenger RNA. Its product is annotated as Zn(II)2Cys6 transcription factor domain-containing protein. The record is from RefSeq and is a predicted model, not a curated record. Bases 186 to 806 code for a protein of 206 amino acids. Gene Ontology annotation, biological process: regulation of DNA-templated transcription. The transcript has 3 exons. Gene Ontology annotation, molecular function: DNA-binding transcription factor activity, RNA polymerase II-specific; zinc ion binding. Lineage: Eukaryota; Fungi; Ascomycota; Eurotiomycetes; Eurotiales; Aspergillaceae.